AUGCUAGUUCAAGUAGAAAAAAGUUUAUUUCGCAAAGGAAAAAACAUCGAUGGAGAUAUGAAGAAUCCAAUUGAGACACAUUCCAGCAAAUCAUGUAAGAUUAAGAACGAUCAUGAAGAAUGUUCAUAUGACGUUAUUUCAAGUGAUGAUGUAAUUAGCAAGGCGAAAAAAAUCAAUGAAGAUUUGAAGAAGCCAAUUAAGAUUCAUUCCCGUAACUCUUUGAAGCUUAAGAAAGAUAGAGAUCUAUUUCUAUGUCAAUUUCUAAAGUUUGCAAGAAAAAAAAAAGACUAUAUGUUGUUAUAUGUUGACAGGAUUCAAUGUAAGCAAAUGCCAUUUGUGAGAAGAUUUCCUGUAAUUAAUUUCUGGACAUCAGAUCAACUUAAGUUUAGAGAAAGCAAGAAAUUGGACAAUGGUGGUUUCGGUAAUGGAGUUGAUGUUGCAAAUUGUAAUAAAGAUUUUGAAAGUGGAUCGAUAUUAGACUUGUAUAAGAAAGUGGAAAUGACAUUGCAAAAGCGUGGAAAUCAUAAAAAUUUUCAAUUUUAUAGAUUGAAAUUACAAGAGAUUGUUUCUGUUAUUUCUAAAUUCCAACAGAGUGAAGUAAAAAAUGAUUCAAGUUCUGACUCAUUUCGAAGGAAAAUUAGUUUUGAGGAGGACUCCUUCAUACAUCACGGUAAGGAAAUUGGAAAAAUGUUUUUGAAUGAAGAUAUAGCAUCGUUUGAUUUAGGAAUAGAGUCUGAGAUAUAUACCCCAAAAAAGCAUUGUUUAAGUUCAGAUCAUGAAAUGCAAGAGAAAUCAAUAUCUAAAGUGGUAUUUGAUUCUCCAGUGAAUGUAUUGGGUAAAAAUUUGCAUGUUCCAAGUAGUUUGAGUAAAAGAGAUCAAAUCAAUCGCCAUCAAAUUCAAGGCCAAAAAGAGAUCAAAUGUUACCUCCAGUAA
Molecule: messenger RNA, 933 nt
Organism: Lactuca virosa
Lineage: Eukaryota; Viridiplantae; Streptophyta; Magnoliopsida; Asterales; Asteraceae
Source: the annotation of a GenBank genome assembly